Molecule: messenger RNA, 468 nt
Organism: Ilex paraguariensis (yerba mate)
Lineage: Eukaryota; Viridiplantae; Streptophyta; Magnoliopsida; Aquifoliales; Aquifoliaceae
Source: the annotation of a GenBank genome assembly
AUGGAGGAUGACAAAGCAACAGAGCUUGCGAUGGAUUGUGAUCCAACUAGCUAUGAAUUCAGUGGAAAGGUUAUGUUGAUCACUGUUCUUGUUCUCUUCCUGGUUCUCGCCAUCAUAGUCUGUUUCCACCUCCGUCGCUCACGCCACCUCCGCCAGGCCCACCCCUUAGCCCUCAACUCCGACCAUAAUACCAGCAGCAGCAGUAGUAGUAAAGGCCUGGAACCCUCAGCCCUCAAAUCUCUCCCCAUUUUCUACGUCUCUAAAGCUAAAGCCCACGGCCCUCCGCUAGAAUGCGCCGUGUGUUUAUCCGAGUUGGAAAACAACGAGACGGUUCGGGUCUUACCCAAAUGCAACCACUGCUUUCACAUAGACUGCAUAGACAUGUGGUUUCAAUCUCACUCUAGCUGCCCACUCUGCAGAGCCCCGGUUCAACCAGUUUCACUGAUCGCCAUCACACUCCACAUGUAA